CUCCACAACAGCAUGUUCCGCAGGAAGGACAGUGCAGCACGCACAUCGUCCCAAGUUGUCCGAGGAGCAGGAUUUGGUGAUUCAGCUGGGAUGCAGCCAAGACUCGAGCUGGUGGAGCAGCUGAAGGGGAUCGACACGAUCGAUUCCGUGCCAGUCCAGUUCGGGGUCCGCCGUGCCAAGGUAAAGAGAAGAUUAUUGAGAAUAUGGUUCGGGAGACUCUAGUCGACCUGCCGAAUGAGAGUCGAUG
Molecule: messenger RNA, 247 nt
Organism: Aspergillus welwitschiae
Lineage: Eukaryota; Fungi; Ascomycota; Eurotiomycetes; Eurotiales; Aspergillaceae
Exons: 1
Coding region: 13-222 (69 amino acids)
Source: RefSeq, a predicted model, not a curated record